CUCAGUUUCCGUGGCAGCAUCACUUAGCUACAUCACACCCGCCACACACACAGAGAGAGAGAGAGAAGGGAGUGGUCAUACACAGGGCCAUCAACAGGAAGAAAACAGAACACAAAGAACCUAGGACAAAGUGCUGGACUGAAUCCUCUGUUCAUUCUUUGUGCUGAAUUCUGGAAUCUCAGGAGGUUCUAGAAUUUCUUAAUUUAGUCAUAUCCUCAUUUCUCCAGGUAGAUCAGGUGUAUAAGAGAGACGCCCCCAGGAAGCCAGGAUGUCGAUGGGCAUGGAGAUUGUGGGCAUCGCCCUGGGAGUCAUAGGAUUCAUCCUGGGCAUCGUGGUCUGUGCUUUGCCCUUGUGGAAGGUUACAGCCUUCAUCGGAGCCAACAUCAUUACAGCCCAGACCAUCUGGGAAGGGUUAUGGAUGAACUGUGUGACCCAGAGCACGGGACAGAUGCAGUGUAAGAUCUAUGACUCCAUGCUGGCCUUACCUCAGGACCUUCAGGCUGCCAGAGCCAUGACUGUCAUCGCCAUUGUCCUGGGGAUUCUAGGGGUGAUGGUCUCCAUCGUCGGAGCCAAGUGCACCAACUGCAUCGAUGACGAAUCCUCCAAAGCUAAAGUCAUGAUCAUCUCCGGAAUCUUCUUCAUCCUGGCCGGUAUCCUCGUCCUCAUCCCUGUCUCCUGGUCGGCCAACACCAUCAUCCGAGACUUCUACAACCCCCUUUUGGUCGAGGCCCAGAGGAGGGAGCUGGGAGCCUCACUCUAUAUCGGCUGGGGGUCGGCGGCCCUGCUCCUUAUUGGAGGAGCCAUGCUGUGCUGCUCCUGCCCCCCCAGGGAGGAGAAGAGGUACAAGCCCCCCCGCAUGGCCUACUCCGCCCCUCGCAGCGUGAGUGGGGGCGCAGCGGGAUACGACAAGAAAGACUACGUCUGAGAGGGUCUAUUUCACCUGCAUGAUUGAACGGAGGGGAGAAAAGAUAGAGGGCGAGAAGAAGAGUGAUAGAGGAGUAGACAGACAGACAGAUAGAUAGAUAGAUAGAUAGAUAGAUAGAUAGAUAGACAGACAGACAGACAGACAGACAGACAGACAGACA
Molecule: messenger RNA, 1085 nt
Organism: Oncorhynchus mykiss (rainbow trout)
Lineage: Eukaryota; Metazoa; Chordata; Actinopteri; Salmoniformes; Salmonidae
Product: claudin-3
Cellular component (GO): bicellular tight junction; membrane
Molecular function (GO): structural molecule activity
Source: RefSeq, a predicted model, not a curated record